Physella acuta is the source of this 1452-nucleotide messenger RNA. Its product is annotated as laminin subunit alpha-2-like. Gene Ontology annotation, molecular function: extracellular matrix structural constituent. Gene Ontology annotation, biological process: tissue development; animal organ morphogenesis; axon guidance. NCBI's taxonomy places the organism in Eukaryota, Metazoa, Mollusca, Gastropoda, Physidae. The record is from RefSeq and is a predicted model, not a curated record. Gene Ontology annotation, cellular component: basement membrane.
AUGAGUAUAAAUGUAUUGAAGUUAGAUAACCAGAAAUUCUGGAUUUUUUAUCCGGCAACUGUGUUAAUUAUAUGUGGGAUAAUUGUACAUGAUGUGAACUGUGUGCCUGUCAAUGUAGCCUUAAACAAGCCCAUAAAGGCUUACUACACAUGUGGUGCUUUUGAGAGAGAGUCAUACACAACGCUAACAGACGCGUACAGUGCUGUGUCUAACAGGCCCAAGAGAAGUUGUAGUUAUGCCCCUGCCAAUGCCACUGGUGUUAAGGCAACUUUUCCUGCCGAGGCUAUGGUGGAUGGUGUUAGUACUACAUGGUGGCAGAGUACCUCUAGGUUCAGGAGUUACGAGUAUGGAACAGUGUUAUUUAAUGAAAGGUCCAUGGAACUGGAGGCCAUGAUUAAUAUUGAUCUCUAUUUGCUCCAUUUAAUCUCACUCCUGCAGGAAUUUUUGGCUUCCAAAAUAACAAUCCAAAAUGGAGAUGCUCUCACUCCACAAAGAAUGGCCAUAGAAAAAUCAACAGAUGGAAAUACGUACACGCCGUGGAUUUACGCCGUCUCCCUCCCGGACUGGUGCGGCACAAUCUUCCCCUCGGCCUACAAAACUGUCCCAUCUUCAGUCACAGACACCAUUUGUGUUGACUAUGUUGCUGAUGACAAACCACCUGGUGAUGCUAUAACAGUUGAUUUAAGUGAAGUUCCUAUAGCACUAAAGGAAUGGCAGAGAAUAAGGUAUCUCAAUGUGAAGUUUUAUGACAUGAUGUUUGUUUAUCCAUUCAACUCUCUGGCUAAUUCAUAUAACCACUAUGCUGUUACGGAGUUGUCAGUCUUUGCUGAAUGUCCCUGCAAUGGCCAACAAAGUGGGUGUGAAAUCAGCAACACAACGGGCAUGUAUGAGUGUAUCUGUGGGGGAAACACCAAAGGAAUGUUCUGUGAAUCUUGCUUACCACUCUUCAACCAGUACCAGUUUAAAUAUGGGGAGCCUUGCGUUGCUUGCAACUGCUUUGGUCACGCCAGUAGCUGUUUCUACCAGGCAAGUGUUGAGGCAGGCAAUUUUUCCCUGGAUUCUGAAGGCAAGCGGAGGGGUGGGGGUGUUUGUGUGGACUGUCAAAACUUUACAGCAGGGGUCAACUGUGAAAAAUGUGUCGCCCUGUACUACAGACCCUCUGGAAGGAUCCAGACGGCAGGUGACGCGUGUGUUCCCUGUUUGUGUAAUGCCUCUGGGUCAGACCUGAACCCUGCCACAGGUCUGGUGGACUGUGUGAUGAGCGAUGAUGUAGCAGCUGAAGGAAAGAAACCAGGGGACUGUUACUGUAAAGCAAACGUUAUGGGGUCAAAGUGUGACACCUGCAAACAGGGCUUUUAUAACCUGCAGUCAAGUAACCUGCAAGGCUGCAGCUUUGUUCAUAAUGGCACAUUUGUUGCAAGUGUUAAUAAUUACUUCAUGUCAGAACAUUAG